AGAUGUCCGUGAUUGUUUGUAUAGAACGGCGCAAGUGAAAUGGGCAAAUCGAAAAGAGCAGUUGUGUUUGGUUUGUGAGGCUGCCAAGAGCGGAAAGCGAGCGCGGACGAUGAAUAAAAUAUUUGGAGUAUUGUGCUCCCUCUGCCUUCUGCUGCUGAUUUGUUUGGCGUCUGCAAAUGGACAAUCCCUGGAAAAUGUCACCGAGGUGACCCCAACAUCGACUACAACAACGGAUGCCCCGUUGCCCAAACUCCUGGUGGCCAUUCAUUACGAGGCCCUGUGUCCCGAUAGCAUGUACUUCAUCCGUCGCCGACUUUACGAUGCCCUCGUGGACAACAACUGGUGGCCCGUCACCGAUCUGAAGCUAUAUCCCUUCGGCAAGGCUGGGUUCUACAACAAUACCUCCACUGGUCAAAUGGAGGUUUUCUGUCAGCACGGCGAGGAUGAGUGCGAGCUGAAUGCCCUGCAUGCCUGCAUUAUUGAAACUUUGGAUACAAGGACUGCCUUCAACCUGAUUUUCUGUAUGCUCCGAUCCUACUCCAAUCAACUGGACCACUGUUCCAGGAGCAUGGGUUUGAAUGUGAGCAAAGCCAAGGAUUGCAAGGCAUCGCGUAAAACCCCAGAGAUCCUGGCGCCUUAUGGCAAGGAAACCCUUAAGCUGGGCCUCUCCUUUGUGCCCAGCAUUGUGUUCGAGAAUGACUUUGAUCCCUAUGGACAGAGCAGCAUUCGCUACAACUUUGAUAGGCAUUUCUGUAAGCAGUAUUUGAAGAAGUUUAACGUCACACUGCCCACUUGUGCUGCAAUUUUAUAAUUUAAAAAGAAAACGCAAUAUGAUUAAUAACCCCUUUAAUGUGCCACGACCAAUAAAUAAUAAUUACACUCAA
This is a messenger RNA of Drosophila ficusphila, 884 nucleotides long. It is a transcript of the gene GILT3, whose product is annotated as GILT-like protein 3. Lineage: Eukaryota; Metazoa; Arthropoda; Insecta; Diptera; Drosophilidae. Gene Ontology annotation, molecular function: oxidoreductase activity, acting on a sulfur group of donors, disulfide as acceptor. The transcript has 3 exons. Bases 110 to 811 code for a protein of 233 amino acids. The record is from RefSeq and is a predicted model, not a curated record.